AUGAUUGUAUAGUAAAUCAAGUGGUUGAUGGUUUCCGACGAGGAGAAGGUAUCCACCGUAUCCUCUCUUGUUCUUCUUCGUUCCUGUUAUCGAACUCCACUGUGUUCUUUUCAUUUGUUCUCCUCCUUCCGUUUCUUCCAAAGUAAUCUACUGCACUGUGGUUCGAUUCACUGUGAUCCACUCAAAUCACUGCUUCCGUCUUAUUCUUCGUCUUCCCUUUCACUUCAGAUCGACUCCAUUCCUUUGUGGUUGCAGUGAUUUGGGUGGGUUGUACCGAUGGCGAGCUUGUCUGCGCUCGGAGUAACUGGGGUGGUUCCGACCUCCUCCAAGUCCAGGGAUCUACCUUCCUCACAUCGCACCCUCUCCUUUUCCUCUAGAAUUUCCGGCAACAAGAUCACCUGGAAAGCGUCGUUGGGUUCCCACCGCAGGGCUCCCGUGAUCGUAUCUCCCAAGGCUGUUUCCGACUCCAGGAAUUCGCAGACAUGUCUGGACCCCGACGCCAGCCGGAGUGUUCUUGGGAUUAUUCUGGGAGGUGGAGCAGGCACGCGGCUCUACCCUCUUACCAAGAAGAGGGCGAAGCCUGCGGUUCCCCUGGGGGCGAAUUAUAGGCUCAUUGAUAUUCCCGUCAGCAAUUGCUUGAACAGUAACAUAUCCAAGAUAUAUGUUCUCACCCAAUUUAAUUCCGCUUCUCUCAAUCGCCAUCUUUCCCGGGCUUAUGCCAGUAACAUGGGUGGGUACAAGAAUGAAGGGUUUGUUGAAGUUCUUGCUGCUCAGCAGAGUCCUGAGAACCCCAACUGGUUUCAGGGAACAGCUGAUGCUGUCAGGCAGUAUUUAUGGCUGUUUGAGGAACACAAUGUUCUUGAAUUCCUUGUUCUUGCUGGGGACCAUUUGUAUCGAAUGGAUUAUGAGAGAUUUAUUCAAGCACACAGAGAAACUGAUGCUGAUAUCACUGUGGCCGCACUGCCAAUGGAUGAAAAACGAGCCACUGCAUUUGGUCUAAUGAAGAUUGAUGAGGAAGGCCGUAUAAUUGAAUUUGCAGAGAAACCAAAAGGAGAGCAAUUGAAAGCUAUGAAGGUCGAUACUACCAUCCUGGGUCUUGAUGAUGAGAGAGCUAAAGAAAUGCCUUACAUUGCUAGUAUGGGUAUAUAUGUCGUCAGCAAAGAUGUGAUGUUAGAUCUGCUUCGGGACCAGUUUCCUGGGGCCAAUGAUUUUGGAAGUGAAGUUAUACCAGGGGCAACUUCCCUCGGAUUGAGAGUGCAAGCUUACUUGUAUGAUGGCUACUGGGAAGACAUUGGUACAAUUGAGGCUUUUUAUAACGCUAAUUUGGGGAUCACAAAGAAGCCGGUGCCAGACUUCAGCUUCUACGACCGUUCCUCUCCAAUCUACACCCAACCUCGAUAUUUGCCCCCUUCUAAGAUGCUUGAUGCUGAUGUGACCGAUAGUGUUAUUGGUGAGGGCUGUGUGAUUAAGAAUUGUAAAAUCCAUCAUUCUGUGGUAGGGCUCCGAUCUUGCAUAUCAGAGGGUGCAAUUAUAGAAGAUACACUAUUGAUGGGAGCAGAUUAUUAUGAGACGGAUGCUGACAGGCGGUUUCUAAUGGCAAAAGGUAGCGUUCCAAUUGGUAUCGGCAAGAACUCUCACAUCAAAAGAGCGAUCAUCGACAAGAAUGCUCGCAUCGGGGACAAUGUGAAGAUCAUCAAUGGUGAUAAUGUGCAAGAAGCGGCAAGGGAAACGGAUGGAUAUUUCAUUAAGAGCGGAAUAGUCACGGUAAUCAAGGAUGCCUUGCUUCCUAGUGGAACCAUCAUCUAGAACGCUUUCUCGGUGCAAAAUAAGCAUGCUCCCCUUGCUUUCCGGCUUGAGUGAUGAAAGAGCAGAUUUACUUGAAGCUAGUUUGAUCUUUUGAUUUUGCUGUAUAUUUCCACGUUUGUUGAACCUGAAUGGUUAGGUUUUUUUUUUUUUCUUUCUUUCUUUUUCUCAUCUCGUCUCGUAUUAGUUUGGUCUUUCCCCUCCCCCCAUCCUCAUUUUAAUAAAAUCGGUCCCAUAACUGAGAAA
This is a messenger RNA of Vitis riparia (riverbank grape), 2049 nucleotides long. RefSeq names its product glucose-1-phosphate adenylyltransferase small subunit, chloroplastic. The record is from RefSeq and is a predicted model, not a curated record. Gene Ontology annotation, biological process: glycogen biosynthetic process. Gene Ontology annotation, molecular function: glucose-1-phosphate adenylyltransferase activity. Lineage: Eukaryota; Viridiplantae; Streptophyta; Magnoliopsida; Vitales; Vitaceae. The coding region runs from base 277 to 1806 and encodes 509 amino acids. The transcript is spliced from 9 exons.